Hypoxylon trugodes is the source of this 1526-nucleotide messenger RNA. RefSeq lists its product as uncharacterized. The record is from RefSeq and is a predicted model, not a curated record. Gene Ontology annotation, cellular component: endoplasmic reticulum. The coding region runs from base 63 to 1214 and encodes 383 amino acids. Lineage: Eukaryota; Fungi; Ascomycota; Sordariomycetes; Xylariales; Hypoxylaceae. The transcript is spliced from 2 exons.
GCUAAACAUCACCAUCCCCAAUACAACCAAAUACAGCUUCGAGAGUCAUCAAUCUCGACAACAUGAAGUUUCAUAGCUUCUUACUACCUGCCCUAGCUGGCAUUACCACUGCUAGCGCCGAAGAACAACUACAAAAUGCAGAAGCUUAUAUCAUCAACCAAUCCAAAACACGCCUCCCAACACCUCCUUCGAUACCAAGAGAGCUUGCUCAAGCUAUCCUUCUUCAACGCCUUAGCACAUUAGACCAACCAUCGACUUUAGGUCAACUACCCGAGUCACUUUCCCAAGAUGUAGCGAUAUCAUACGUCAAUCAAUUUGGAAAGGCGCCUCUACCAUUAUUUGAGCAGACGGAUGUAAACCAACCUGCCCAGUUGGUUAUUGCUUUCUCCGGCGUCACAACCAAGAACCAAAAGGAUCUCACAGCUGCUAUAUCCGAUGUCCCCCUCGCUUUCACAGCUCCUGGAUUGAGCCGAUUAUCUGUACAAAAGAAGACGCUAGGAUCAAACUGUGGAUUCGAGCAAUCCAUCAACCCAAACAAUGAAAAGUGCUGGAAGGGAAAGACGCAGUACCUCGAGUAUGAUGCGAAGAACACCAAAGCCAUCGCGCAACUAAAACAACACCUCUCAACCCUCAACGCCCUCUCCCUCGAUACCAAAAUGGAAACUACAAUCCUCUUCCUCGCCGACCCAUCCUCCCAAUCCGAAGAACUCCGCCGUCGCGAGAUCGAAGAGGACGAACUUGUUAUGGCCAAGGAUACAUCUAUCAAUCCCAUCGACCUACCGACCGCAGACUCAACAUUUAAUUCCGCUCCGAACCCCGAUAAGCCAUUCCACGCGUUCGCCUCAUCAAGCAGUCCCCGCCCAGUAAUCCCCGCGUGCUUCACAUCGCAUAACGCGUGCAUAAGCGCGACCGAUAGUUGCUCAGGCCACGGACAAUGCGUCGAUCGAUGGGAGAAGGUCGAAGGCCAACAUGAUUCGUGUUUCUUCUGCUAUUGCAUGGCAACCAACGAGACCGAUGCUAAGGGACGCACCGGUGUGUACCAUUGGGGUGGAAAUGCAUGCCACAAACAAGACGUCAGUACCCCUUUCUGGUUAUUCGCUGGUGUGAGUAUUGCGCUUGUAGCUACGAUUGCGUUUUCGAUUGGUCUGUUGUUUAGUGUGGGCGAGGAGAAGUUACCUGGUGUGAUUGGAGCUGGUGUUUCGAGGUCGAAGUAAACAACUUGAAAAUUAGCGGAGCGAAGCAAGAUUAUUCCAAUUCCGAAAGGAAUGGAAUUCACUACAGAAGUGCGCUAGGAGUGUAGGAAGAAAUGCUACGCCGUCACGUUAUGUGUAGGUGAUAGGUAAUGCGGAUGCAGAUGUAUCAUACGUGUACUGAUACCGGGGAAACGAACGAAACAAUACAUUGGGCGCUGGUUAGCAUAUCAUCAUCAUCUCUAUAUCACCCUUUUUCAUAAGAGGGAGAGUGUAACACGGUAUUUUCAUUAUGUAGAAGGUUCAAGACAUUAUCAAUAAGAUUCAUUAAAUUGA